This is a messenger RNA of Toxorhynchites rutilus septentrionalis, 3059 nucleotides long. RefSeq lists its product as uncharacterized. Gene Ontology annotation, cellular component: membrane. Bases 182 to 2902 code for a protein of 906 amino acids. The record is from RefSeq and is a predicted model, not a curated record. The transcript has 4 exons. Gene Ontology annotation, molecular function: ligand-gated monoatomic ion channel activity. Lineage: Eukaryota; Metazoa; Arthropoda; Insecta; Diptera; Culicidae.
ACACAGAAAUCUCUUCAAUAACCGAUUUCGCGAGUUACAUAUAUUUCCCGCUUGCAGCGUAAUUAUUGGGAUAUUUUUCGAAGGUUGGAAAUUGUUUGACGUCUUCAAGCCCCAUUGGGAAGCCCCGCUGAAAUUUAAUGAGAUAUGUUAUACUGGUCUAAAUUUAACUACGGUAUACGUUAUGAGGCAGGCUCUACGGCAAUUGGACAUGGUGUCAAGAAAAAAGCAAAACUUAGAAGGAGUUGCAAUACCCUGCGGAAUUACGAUAACAGCUCCAGAGUACUUCAAAGGAAUUGACGAUCAAACAGAUGUCGUUCGCGAUUUGUAUGCGAAAGCAAAUUUUCCGUUCAUCCGAAUUUUGAUGCAUGAUUUGAACUUCACUAUUAACAUGUUGCAAAUGGACACCGGUGGGUGGAAGAAAAAUGGUACCUUUAGUGGUGUGAUAGGCAAGUUUCAGAACCGAUCCAUCGAACUUGGAUGCCUCGGGAUGUUGAUGAGAAAUGAGCGAAUUGAAGUAGUCGAUUUCACAAUUGUGACAUUCGUAAUCAAAACUAGUAUGCUUUUCCGGCAACCUCCCCUUUCCUUGCUGACUAACAUUUUCGAGCUACCAUUUAGUUGGGGAGUUUGGAUGUGUUGUUUUGCAUUUACUAUCGUCUACUGGUUUUCGUUUAUAGUUCUUAGGGUCGUGACUAAAUCGGAACCCUUCACACCGAUAGAGUCAUUGACUUUUAUGAUGUCUACAAUGUGUCAGCAGAGCUAUCAGUUGAUAACACAUUAUAAUGCAACACAGCUACUGAUCUUCUGCGCUAAGCUGGCGAGUUUUUUCAUCUUUACGUCAUAUUCUGCAAGCAUCGUUGCUUUACUGCAAAGCCCGAGUCGAGUCAUCACCUCGGUGGCAGAUCUUAACGCAUCCCCACUGAAGGUCGGUAUCAUGGAAACCGCGUACGGCUGGCGUUAUUACAACGAGAGCAAGCAGAGCUCAGUGCAGGAGCUAUUUCGUAGAAAAAUUGAACCUCAAGGCGCGAGAGUUUUUGCCGAAGCUGAUGAUGGGAUGAAACGAGUUCAAAAUGAGCUGUAUGCUUUUCAGGUUGCUACUACAUUCUAUCCUAGUUUCACGUUGAGUGUAGUCACCCGUUUCUGUUUGGCUUAUCCGUUGCAGGUUGAAGCGAAUGCAGCCUACCAAAUUAUUAAAUCAACGUUCACCGCAGAAGAGACAUGCAAGAUCUUCGAACUGGACGCUAUUCAACUGUCACCUAUUUCGAUUCCGUUGGUGAAAGGUAGCAAAUAUCGCGAGAUAUUCAGGCAACGAUUGAUAAGAUUACAAGAAGUCGGAAUUAUCAGAAGAAUCAAUCAUAUUUGGAGUGUUCGAAAACCAAGAUGUGAGAACGGUUUUACGUCAUUCAAUUCAGUUAGCUUGAGAGAAAUACGGUAUUCAUACAUUUUUAUGGCGGUGGGUUUUGCUUUAGCGAUUUUGGUUGUUUGCGGGGAAUUUUUGUGGAGUAUUUGGCAUCGAAAUGCUGCGAGGAAAACCUUGUUAAUAGAGAAUAAUAAACUAAAUGAACAAAAAGCAGGAGAAGAAAAAGAACCUAGUUAUAUUUUCUUGGAUAUAAACAUAAAUGCAUUAUCGUUACAGAUAACUGCCCCGGAGUUCUUUAAUGGAUUUGACGACCGCUCGGAUACCAUACACGACCUAUUCACAAGGACAAAUUACCCACUGAUCCAAACCCUGAUGUACGAUCUGAAUUUCACCCUCAACUUGAUUCAGGUCGAUCAAGUUGGGUGGAAAAUCAACGAAUCGUUUACGGGAGUUAUGGGCAAAUUUCAAAACAAGUCCAUCGAGCUCGGAUGCCUUGGAGUGUUGAUGAGGACUGAGCGUAUGGAAGUGGUAGACUUUACAAUAGUGACGCUAAUUAUAAAAACUGGUAUAUUCUUCAAACAACCGCCGCUUUCACUGGUGUCGAACAUUUUCGAGUUACCUUUCAGUGUGGGUGUAUGGUUUUCCUGUUGUGGAUUCGUUAUCAUUUAUUGGCUUUCGCUGAUGGUCUUCAAAGUAAUUUCGAAAUCGGAGCCCUUCACACCGAUAGAAUCGUUGAUUUUUAUGAUUGGAACAAUGUGCCAGCAGAGCUAUGCUUUGCUAACCCACUUCAAUGGAACUAAACUACUCUUCUUUUUCGCAAAAUUAGCUAGCUUUUUCAUUUUCACCUCCUAUUCCGCGAGUAUUGUUGCCUUGCUCCAGAGUCCAAGUCGAGCCAUCAUGUCGGUGACAGAUCUUACCGCGUCACCCUUGAAAGUAGGCGCCAUGGACACCGUGUAUGGCUGGGUGUAUUUCAACGAAAGCAAGGAUCCUGCCGUGCAGAAACUUUUCCGGAAAAAGAUAACACCACAAGGAAAGGCAGCGUUUACUGAAGCUGACGUUGGAAUGGGACGGGUGAAGAACGAGCUCUAUGCUUUCCAGGUUGAGUCAAACGCCGGUUACCAAUUGAUAAAGAAUACAUUUACUCAGCUGGACACGUGUAAACUUCAUGAACUGGAGGCGAUUAGGUUGCCCCCAUUCGGUAUACCUGUGGUGAAGGGCAGCAAGUAUAGGGAACUCAUUCGACAACGUCUUGUGAAACAGCAAGAAGUUGGCAUCAUUCGUCGUUUCAACAGAAUAUGGUUAUCUCAGAAGCCCGUUUGCGAAUCUGGGUCAUUAGCGUUCAACUCGGUUGGUCUGAUCGAACUACGGUAUGCUUAUUUUUACGUCGCGGCGGGGUACGCUGCAGCGAUAAUACUGAUCGGAGUGGAGAUUGCAUGGAACAGAUGGUUCCUAUCGAACCGCGAUGGAGUAGGUAUUGACGCAGAAGAACAAAAAGUCAGCAUUGCAGUUAUAGGGAAAGGAAGUGAUCGUAUCUUUCUGAAUUGAUCAGAUGGCUUAUUGCUUCUGUCCCCGACUGUCACAUUACGAAAUGAGAUAUGUAUAGUUGAUAUUAUCUCAUUGAACUGAAUGGGAUUCAUCUAUCGUUUUAUUGAUCAACUUAGUGUAAAUUUCGCUGCAGAAAUACAGUAAAUGUGUAAUAGAG